Molecule: messenger RNA, 3295 nt
Organism: Megalopta genalis
Lineage: Eukaryota; Metazoa; Arthropoda; Insecta; Hymenoptera; Halictidae
Source: RefSeq, a predicted model, not a curated record
UAAACUAGCGUGUCGGCCGGUGCAUUACUGUCAGUCGACAAGAGUUCUAUUCGAAAAUGCUACUGUACCAACUCGUUUGCAAAGCCUUAGAAAACUGUAUUGAUCGCGGCGGACGCAUGCGUGCGGUAUAAUUGGAUCACAUGCGGGAGUAUAAUGUGCAUCGGGGAGACAGCAGUGGAAACAACUACGCUACAUUCGCAGUGCACGGUCCGAACUCAAGUGGUUGCGGUGCCAAGAAUUGUUCGUCGUCAGACACGUGUCCCAAAGUGAUCGUGACAGAACCGCGCCUGACAUCCUCGACCGAACAUUUUCUUCACCACUGAACGGUAUAUACUGCAAUUGUUUGACUAUUACGCGUUGCUAUUGUUAAAUUCGACGAGACCUCGAUUAUUAUAUUUGCGACUGGAUUGGUAGAACCGGAAGCCGAAGAACAUUCGCAAAAUUGCAGGUAGAAUUCCAAUAGCCUUGGCAUGCUUGUUGCUCGAUAUUGCAUCCGCCUCAUCGCCACCUCCACAAAUGUUUGUGGAAGAUGGUAGACGUGACAACGGCUUUACCAUCCACCGGUGGAGCGACCCUAAUUGGGCGUACCAGAGGUGCACUCAAGUCUGUCAGGUCCGCGCUGGGAGGCAGCGGAGAGUAUCUUCAGGGUCUGGGGAACAGGAUAGGCUCGGCUCUAAGUAGCAGUUUAGAAGAAAGUGAAAUGACCACGACCCCGUCGACGCCGCCCUCUUCGCCGCAAGCACCACCUCAGACUUCUAAACAGGAGGACCACCUGGCCAGAAGGAAAUUGAGGCUCCCCAAAUUCGGGGCUGGAUUAUCGUACGAAGAUUACGAGGCAAUGGCAAGGCACAAAUUGGAGCGUCAGGGUAGCGCGAAUAUGUCAAGGUGUUCGAGGAAGUACCCGCCGGGCAUGACGUACGAGGAAAUAGCAUCCUCGAGAUCAGCCACGAACAAAAAACAGGACAAUAAAAUCGAGGAAGAUAAUAGCCCGGAUAGAGACAGCCAGGAGAGUAUAGAACCACUAGAGGAAAAGGAUAUCAAAGCCACAGGACCGGAUCCAUUUGAUAAAUUAAAUUACAGAGCAGCCAGGGCCCCGACCCGCUAUCAGACGGUCGUUUUUCGUUUAGAUAUGCCUUGUAGCAGCGACUCGACGAGCGACCAAGAUGGCUACGGACCUAGCACGAGUCUAGAUUCGAAUAUGGACGGUCGCAGAAUGUGGCAUAGAUCAGGCUCAUCGGGAUCAGUUCAAUCUUGGGCUUCCAGUUUGUCGGCAGACAGCCAAUCGGAAGAGGCUGCUGCAGACUUCAUGAAAUCGUUUGUACCUCUUCUGUUCGAUGCUCCGAAUACCAUCGAGCAAGAACAAAAAGCAAAUUUUGGACAAAUGGUUCUCACAGAAUCUGGUAGAAUAUGGUUCUCUCGGGUGGUAAAUGCAAGAAGGGCCCGUCCUUGCGUCACAGAAGCUUCAUUUUAUUCCUUAGCGCAACAUUUCGCAGUGGCGCUUUUCGAAUGCCAUGAGGCUGAUGAUUUUGCACCAGCAAAAAGUCUUAUGAAUAUGUGCUUCACGUUCUAUCACGAAGUUGAAGUACCGGGCCUAGAACCGUAUCGAGAAUAUUUGUACACGCAUCUACGGGUGCAACCUAUUUGGACAUCGAUGAGAUUCUGGACUGCAGCAUUUUUCGAUGCAGUGCAAUGCGAAAGAGCUUCGAAACCAGUUCCGCCGAGACCUAAAUCUCUUGAUCAGGAAGCCAUCGCUGCCGAAGAUCGCAGGUUCCAGGCGAACAUCGUGUUCGGUCAAUUAGGAACAUUCACGUGUAAUAUGCACGCAUUCGGCCUAUCACGAACUCUGUGCUUAGAAUUUCUUAGGAAGCAGUGUGUAAUUGCUAAUUUAACAAAAGACCAAGAGAAAAUGUUACGUGACAACAUAGAAAGAAUGUAUAACGAGACGGAACCAUGGCGGUAGUUACGUUUAUCCAAAGGUUCAUUAGUUGCGAUUUGCGGACAACAUCCACGCGGAGUCAAUUACAAGGCAACUCCAAUAUGAAGGGAAACAUUCGAUUGUUAAGAGAAAAUGUCAAUUUCAAUGAGUGAUUACAGUCACAACUGGAACGAAACAAUGUAAAUUAAUCCUGAGUUUGAAGUGCAGAAGGUUCCUAACAUUUUACGUGUAUAGAAUUAUGGAAAUUUUAUUAAAACUAGAAUCUUUAAUCAACUAUGAAAGUCGUUUCAUGAUUUUGAAUUAGAUUUCACUUAUUAUUAAGUAAUAUUUAAUUAUUAACAAGUUCAGACUCGCUUUUAUACUACUGUUUGUAAAAAUGAAUUUAACCGAUUGUCUUGCUUAAAAUUUGACUAACCAUUUAAUUAAAUCCCAAGAAUUCGAGCCACGCGAUAGACGAACGAAGAAGAAAUCUUGAAUCGACAAUUCUGGAAUAAAGAGGAUCGACGACAUUAUUUAAACAAAGGAUAAAACUUCCAUGUCCCGAAUUUACGUAAAUUCUAAGUAUAAACGGACAAUAAAUUGCGCGAAUUAAAGACGUAAUGAUAAUUGUUUCAAAAUAAUAAUCGACGAUAAAAUAUAUUUCUGUAUCAGCGAUAAAUAAGAUGAAUGCUUCUCUGAUCACUGUACAUGGUUUUUUGUGAUAUCACGAUUUAUGGUGUUCGACAAAUGAUGGCUAAUUGAAAACAAGAUUUGCAGCUUUCAUUAAAUUUUUUAACAUUAGAUAGCGACAAAUUAGAUUAUUAAGUAUUUACCAGGGCAACGGAAAUUUAUAAAAUUAUUAAUAUUAUGCAAGAGGCUUCAAAUAAUAUAGUUAGCAUAUAAAUAUUUAUUGACGAUGUUAUAACAUUACGUUCUAGUAAAAAGAUUUUACAAAUAUCUAAAUUACAUUACGCAAUUUUAUCUCAGAUACUAAUUUUAACAGUUUUAUUGAAACACUGCUAUAAACAUAAACUUCACAGAAAUAAGACAAAUUACUAUACUGUAAAGCUACAUACAUACUCCUAUAACGAGGAGCAAAAAUGUUCUUAUGUGGUUAAUUCUGAAUAUAAAUUUAUUACGAGCUAAGCGUGUUCUGUGAUCACUAUAACGUUAUCCUUUUCUAAACAUUUAUCAACAACAUAUGGUAAGCAAAACUUCUUUUGCAACACUCAUGUAAAUACAUAAAUCACAAGUGUAUAUUUAAAGACAUAUCACUGAAUCAAAACAGCACCGUACUUUAUUUUGUAUAUUGGUCUGCACGUCAUUGAAAGAUUGUUAGCGAACAAAGAGAACGAUUAAUAAACCUCAUGGACAUGAAAA